Messenger RNA from Vicia villosa (hairy vetch), 1005 nucleotides. RefSeq names its product receptor-like protein 33. NCBI's taxonomy places the organism in Eukaryota, Viridiplantae, Streptophyta, Magnoliopsida, Fabales, Fabaceae. Gene Ontology annotation, molecular function: protein binding. The record is from RefSeq and is a predicted model, not a curated record. The coding region runs from base 1 to 1005 and encodes 334 amino acids. The transcript is spliced from 6 exons.
AUGGGUUCCCUUGUUAGCAUGAAGAUUUUGAUUUUGAGAAAUAACAGUUUGAGUGGACAACUUGCUUCCUCCUUGAAGAACUUGUCAAACAAUUUGGUUUUGUUGGCCCUUGGAGAAAACAUGUUUCAUGGUACAAUACCUUCAUUCAUUGGAGAGAGUUUACACCAAUUAGUAAUCUUAAGCCUGCGAUUCAAUAACUUUAAUGAAAGUUUACCUUCAAAAUUAGGAAACUUUUAUAAUCAAACCUACCAAAAUGCAGAUAGGCUUUUGAAAAGCAAAGCAUUGAUCUCUCAAGCAACCAUCUUACAGAUAUGGAGCAGCAUUCCUUCCAGUUUAGUUCUAAUUGAUCGUCUCAGUAUGUUGGAUUUGUCAAACAAUCAGCUCUAUGGGAAAAUUCCAAUUGGAACACAGUUGCAGACAUUUAAUGCUUCAUGUGUUGAAGAUAAUUCCAAUCUCUGCGGAGAACCACUUGAUCGAAAAUGUCAUGGAGAUGAGCCAACAAAACAUGAAGAGCCAACAACUGAUGAUGCAGGAAAUGAAAAUUCAAUAUUUUUGGAAGCAUUAUACAUGAGCAUGGGGAUAGGAUUCUUUACUGGUUUCAUUGGCUUGGACAAUUUCUCUAUAAUAGAUGAAUACGGGGCAGGAUCUCCUGAUCCUACUGCAUGCCAUGAUUACAUCUUUUGUUGUUAUAGAAUAAUGGAGUCCACACCCUUGCUUUAUAAAUUUGUUCUCCAUAUUGAGAAAAGAGUUUUCUUAGUGUUUGGGAGUUUGGAAGAAAAUGGAGAUGAGGAAGGAGAGCCGGUCAUGAUCAAUUCCGACUUUGAGGAGGCGAAGCGAAUUAAAGAAGUCAUCCUUAAGGAUCUUCUCGCUUCAUCGGCAGUAAUCGAGGAAGGCUCGGGAAGGUCAAUAUGUUCGAUUCGGAUGCACGUGAAGAUGAAGUUAGGCCUGUCUCGGACGAAGAUUUUGAAGUUAUCGAGCUCAAUGAUGAUCCCUCCCAGUCAAUAA